Molecule: messenger RNA, 10033 nt
Organism: Rattus norvegicus (Norway rat)
Lineage: Eukaryota; Metazoa; Chordata; Mammalia; Rodentia; Muridae
Source: RefSeq, a predicted model, not a curated record
GAGAGAGAGAGAGAGAGAGAGAGAGAGAGAGAGAAAGAGAGAGAGAGAGAGAGAGAGAUUGAGAUUGAGAGAUUACAAAAGUAUACAAAAGUGUAGAGAAAGCCUUGAGGUGUGUGAGAAAGGAGGUCCCAAGUGGGCUCUGGGAUGCGAAUGUGGUGCCUUCUAUGGUGAGAACGGCAGCAGUCAGGACAACAGGGAAAGCUGCGAGAGUCUGGAGCGGUUGUUACAGAUAUAAAGACUUUUCCGACACGGAAGGACGGAGUCUCUGAAUGCUGGGGAGUGGUGCUGUCAGAGUCGGGAGCUAGGGUCUGUGGUGCCAUUGCAGAUUCUUCCCACAGGAACAGCCAGGAGAUCCCCAAAUCUGUAGGGGUGGGUCUGAUGCUAAGACCCCGUUCCCCAAUUGGUUCUUGACCCAUCAAUAAAGAUGCUAGCAGCCAAUGAGCUGGGUGGAAUAGGCGGGACUUCUGGGUCCCUGUAGGCUGGACUGCAGACGCGGGAGAGAGGAGAGGAGUUCUCGCCAUGCUUGGGAGGGAGAAAAGCCAAUCAGCCGCGUGAGAGUGACCACAGACAGCUUUUCCAGGCGGGAGGCUGGGGUGUUGAGCUGGGACUGAGGAUGGUUGAGCAACUGAAGUUGACUGCAGAGAGAAUGCUGAGCUGGGAGUACUGGGAAGGGCACGCUAGCCGUGAUAGGUUGGAGGCGCCCAGCAGUUGAGCCAAAAGCCGGUUGAAACUGAAUCUCUCUCUCUCUCUCUCUCUCUCUCUCUCUCUCUCUCUCUCUCUCUCUCUCUCUCUCUCUCUCUCUCUCUGUGUGUGUGUGUGUGUGUGUGUGUGUACGCGAGUGCGCUUUAUCCACGAAUCCAAUAUUCUCUGGGCGGGGACUGGUAGCACAGCCCGUUCCCACAGCAUCAAGGUGGGGUAGCAAAAGCUUCACACUACACGAAUCUACUCCCUGGUUCAAAUCUUGACUCUGCCAUUAAGUAUGCAAAAUGCCAAGUCACUUAGCUUCUCUGUGCUUUAAGUAAAAGUGGAACAAGCAGAACCUGUCCCAUGAGGCUGCUGCAGGGCUAAAUGACUUCGAAUGCUCGUAGGUCUAGCUCAGUCAUGCACGUGUUUGGUACUCUGCUGUGUUGAUGUGCUUGGGGAUAAGCUCUCCUAUGUAAACCCACAAGAGAAACACAGGGGAGAGGACACUUACAUGACUGGAUGGCAGACGGUGGGAGAGCACCGAUGGUAUAGAUCCUGAGUGGACCGCAAGGCAGUGGGAGAGCGCCGAUGGUAUGGAUCCUGGGUGGAUCGCAGGGUGGUGGGAGAAUGACGAUGGUAUGGAUCCUGGAAUACUCCGUGUGGCAAUAGAUUAGAGUUGGAGACCUUGGCAUGAACUCACAAUUUAAGUCUCACACGGAUAGUUAUGCAUAGAAAUGUCUAGAGUUUUGUGUGUGUGUGUGGGGUAUAUAGCAAGAGGUAUGUGGCAUGGGAGUAGGGUGAUAAAGACUUAGGAAAUAUGAAGGGUUCUCCAGUCAGCGAGGAUUCAGUAGGAGUAUGGCAUUCUGCUCAGGGGACCCCACAAUAUUUUGGUCUAGAAGGAAAUACAGGAAGUUGCGGGCUAUAGCAGGGCCUAUAAAUCCUUGGGGCAGAGUGGACACAGGGUCUCCUUAGAAAUCCCUGGCUGGCCUGGAACUUUCUUUGCAGACCAGGAUGGCAUUGAACUCAGAUCUGCCUGCCUCUGCCUCCUGAGUGUUGGGAUUAAAUGGGUGCUCUGCCACAGCCAGUGACCCUUUAAGUCUAGAGAAGCAUCCUGAGUCUGAACUUGGCUGUCACAGUCCUGGAGGCUGAGUGUGUGUAGCUCAGUGGCAGAGCCCGGCAGAUACAAGGCCCUGGGUUCUAUCUCCAGCCUUGACACACAGUCACUCUUAGAGUCCCUAGCAGUUCCGGGUGGGACUGGAGAAGGGAGAGCCCAGGUGGUAAGCACAGGGACGGAAGAAAGAGAAGGUGAAUGAGAAAGCCUGGGAGGGAGAUAGGGAAGAGGAACAUGGAGGCCACGGGAAGGAGCUGAGCAUGGGCAGCCCAUGGGCUGGGCCGAGCAGAGCAGAGCCCCAGGCCUAGUCACACAUACAGUCUAGAGAAUCACCCCCAUCUGUCCCACAGAAGAGUUGGGGAAGCCCUGGAGGAACAUAGGCCCCCAGAACUUUUUUGAGACUGGGUUUAGACUUUGUUUGUGUGAGAGGGGCUCGGUGUUUACAGAAGUUGGGCAUUGUACCGGGAACCACAAAGAAAGGGCCAGAGGAAGAGGCUCAUUGGAUUUGGUGGCCAGUGACCCCAAGGGGCACAGUUUGGUGGGGACAAGGACAGAAGGUAGGUGCAUAGGCCAAGGACAACUCCAGAGACAGGGAUGAUUAGAACAGUUCUCUCUUGCUGUCCUUCGGCCUGAGUGCGUUCUCAUCUGUAUCACACCUGUGUGGUCAGAGUUGAUGACAAACACCCAGUCUCCCAAGGUUUGAAGUCAAGAUGUUCUGAAGGCUAAGCCGGGUGUGGCUGUAGGCACGGCCCUGCAAUCCCAGCCCUCGAGAGGUGAAGGAAGGAGAUUAGGAAUUCAAGGCCAUUCUUGGCUACAUAGUGGAUUCCAGACUAGGCUGGGACACUUAAGAACCUACCUCCAAAAUCCAAAGCCAAUCUCCUCCCCUAGAAAUGACACUUGGGUGAAUCCAAAUGGAAAUGUGACAGGGCAGGUGAGUCCCCACGGGGAUGGUUUUAAGCCUUGACAGCAGAGGUAGAAAGGACAGGACAGGACUCUGCCAGGGUCUUCUAGCCCCAGUGGCCAGACACAUUCAGAGCCCGAAUGAGGACGAGUCUCACACUCACAGCACUCACACUCACAGCAUUCACACAACACUCACACACUCACAACACACACAGUACUCACAGUCACAGCACUCACAGUCAUAGCAUUCACACACUCACAAUACUCACACUCACAGCACUCACACUCACAAUACUCACACUCACAGCACUCACAGUCACAGCACUCACACUCACAGCACUCACACUCAUAGCACUCACACACACACAGCACUCACAUACACACAGCACUCACACUCACAGCAAUCACACUCAGCACUCACAUACUCACAGCAUUCACACACACAUAGCACUCACACACACAACACUCACACAUACAACACUCACACACUCACAAUACUCACACUCACAGCACCCACACACAACACCCACACUCACUGCACUCACACACUCACACACACAACUCACGCACACACAGCACUCAUACACUUGCAUGCUCACAGCACUUACAGAACUCACACACUCAGCACAUACUCAUAUCACUCACACUCACACACUCACAGCACUCACUAUCACCAUCACCACCACCACCACCAUCAUCAUCACCACCACCACCACCAUCAUCAUCACCACCACCACCAUCAUCAUCACCAUCAUCAUCAUCACCAUCAUCACCACCAUCAUCAUCAUCAUCACCACCACCACCACCAUCAUCACCACCACCACCACCACCACCAUCAUCAUCACCAUCAUCACCACCACCAUCAUCAUCACCAUCAUCACCACCACCAUCAUCAUCAUCACCACCACCACCACCACCAUCAUCACCAUCAUCACCACCACCACCACCAUCAUCAUCAUCACCAUCAUCACCACCACCAUCAUCACCAUCAUCACCACCACCAUCAUCAUCAUCACCACCACCACCACCACCAUCAUCACCAUCAUCACCACCACCAUCAUCAUCACCAUCAUCACCACCACCAUCAUCAUCACCACCACCACCACCAUCACCAUCAUCACCAUCACCACCACCAUCAUCAUCACCAUCAUCAUCACCACCAUCACCAUCAUCACCACCAUCACCAUCAUCACCACCAUCCUCCAGUUCUUGCACCCUUCCUGCCCUUCUUCCCUGAUGUUCCCUGAGCUUUAGAGGGAUGAUGAUAAUGGUAUCUCUUUUUAAGAUGGAGCGCUCAUGGCCACUAUUCCCCACAAAUAUAUGAGUUUGGUCAUGUGAUUAUAUGUUGGGAGCAUUUAUCUAUAGCACUGACAUCUAGUGCUUUUACUACCACCUUUAGCUUUCUUCUGACAUCUUUACUAGGUCAUAGUUGAUAAGCAUGUUAAUAAGAUGUCUUUACUCCACCAAUCCCCCCGAGGACAAGUCCUUAGCCAUGCUGGCUGUUUUGUACUUAAGGCAAGUGCCUUUGUUCCCCGGGUCCCCGUACUAUCAAUUAGGUGUUCCUGCAAUAAAGGCUGAUUGAGAAGGAUCCAACGGUGUUGCGUCUUCCUUGCCGGUCGAGGUGGGCGCGACAACUGGUGGCCCAUACGGGACCCGAGAAAAUUAUCUUUUCUCGUCUGGAUCCAGAACUUUUUCAGCCUCAGGACGGUCAACGAUGGUAAGUUCCCAGUAGGGGCAGUUAGUUGCCGGAAUUGGGACAAUAGAGUUCCUAGAAGUGGAACGGUAAAGUUCCUGAAGUUGGGACGAUAAAGCUCCGGGAUAAGGGAUUGUAAAACUUCCCUAGUAGGACAAUAAAGUUCUCUGGAAAAGCAGAGACAAUGAUAGCCUUGGUUUAGAGGCAAAAAGGGGUUUGUGGAGCACGGUAAUGUUGUCUUUUCCAUUUGAUCCUUUGUGGGUUGGACUAGCACUUUUGCCUUAUACUCUUUUUGUGUUGUGGUGUUGCUUCUGUCUGAAUUGCCACCGUCCAGGGCAUGAAUGCAUUUGUUGGGAAGAGUCCAUGAUGAGCCACAAGAUCGUGUGUAAAUAAACACGCCAGCUCGCCAGCUCCCCUUGCUUGUAAAUCGAUCGUAAAUAAGGUCGUAAAAGCAUGGGAAGCUCACACUCCACCCGGCUCCUGUCAGCUCUUCAGGAUCUUCUUGGUUAGCGUAAGCUUAAAAUUGAAAAGAAAAUCCUGCUGAGUUUUCUUGAUGAGUGUAACCGUGUGCCCCGUGGUUUAUAGUGUCAGGGUCGCUCACUUUGAGAGCAUGGGAGAAGCUGGGAAAAGAUCUGGAUAAGGAGACUACAGUGGGCAAGCUUAAACCAGGGACAAGGCCGCUUUGGCGUAUGAUCCGUGCCUGCUUGGAAGAUAAACGAUGUGAAGAAGCUGUUAGGACAGAUCAGAGAAUCCUUACAGAGCAACAGGAGAGUAUGUCAGAAGGAGAGAAAGUUUUGAAGGAAGGAAAGAAAAGAAAAGGAGGAAAAGAGGUAAAAGAAAAGGCAGAAAAGAUCAAGGAGAGGAUAGACAAAGGCGAGAAUAGUAAUCAGGAUCUAGGAACAAAAAAAAAAAUUUAUCCCUCAUUAAAGGCAUUGACCUUGGAGAUGUCUAGUGAUUCAGAGUUUAGUGAUAGUGACUUAGCUGACCUUGAGGAGGAGGUAGCUCAUUAUGAGAAAGAGAUUUAUCAUUCUGACUUGCCAAACACUUACGCUGUGCAGAAACAAGCCAAGGACUUAAAUAAGAAGGCAAUUAUGCCAACAGCACCUCCUGCACCCCCGUAUAACUUUCAAGGUAAAACAAUGGUGAAGCCUGCAGGAAGUACUUCUUUUUGCCCGGAAGUAUGGAAAGAGUUAGGAUUGAGUUUUCCAGUUUUUCUGGAUGCAAACGGGCAGCGACAUCAUGAACCUGUUGACUUUAAGACAAUAAAACAAUUAACAGAGUCAGUCAAAACCUAUGGAGUCAACUCAGCUUUUGUUAUUGCUCAAAUUGAGGCUCUUGGCAGAUACUGUCUCACCCCUGGAGACUGGGGGAGUUUAACCAGAGCCUGCCUCUCUCCGGCUAUGGAGCAGGUGUAGUGAAAGGAAACUUAAUUUUAUGGACCCCGCUCUAGUGGCGGUGUGUUGGUUGAUAGCCAACCUUAAUUUUUGAAGCAUAGUGUUUUAUCUGUGCUUGUGCUCCCAACCCACACAGUAGGGGGGAGCGAAACUAGCUGCGGAGCUGCUACAGUGAACAUGGAGACUGCUCAGUCUCACCCAAUUUUUCUGGCUCUUCAGGAGCUGUUUAAAAGAAAAAGGCUUAGGAUAAAAAGAAGCACUAUAGAGAGAUUUCUUAGUGAGUGCGAUUGCCAUUGCACCUUGGCUGCUCUCUGGGAAUCUCAAGGUGGACAGCUAAGAAAAGCUGGGAAAGAUUUAAAUUUUGCUUGGGAACAAGGAACCUUAAAGGGACAGGCUGCGUUAGAAAUGCUACAGGAGGAAUGAUCUGAAAAGGCUGAGAGUGAGGUGGGGGAGGACUCUAAGGAAAACAAGAACAAGAAAAGAAUUUCUGCUUUUAGUGGCCAGACCUUCAACUUUUGCUCACAGAAAGAGAGUGCUCAUUAAGAGAAGUUCUUUCAGGGAGCUUGCCUUAUCUCUUGGUUUUAUUCCAAGAGAGGAGUCAGUCUCCAGCAUUAAGUUAUUUUUCUCGUUAGUCAUCAUUAACAUGGAGAGUGCCUUUGAUCCUAUCCCCACAGCAGCCAGUUCCUGCCCCUGUGGUCAAAAUGCCCCAGGUUGGGGGACAGAGAAGCCCCUCGGACUACAAAACUGCCAACAGCCAAAGGACGAGAUAAAAAUAAUAAGGACUUGAAGAUCCGAUCCUUCUCCUGAUUUAGUAGCUCUGUUCCAAGAACCAGGGGCCAUAAAACCUUUUGGCCCUUAUCUCCUGGAGCCAUAAAACAGGGACGUAUUGGGGUAAGAUGGGCUAGAAAAGGCCUCGAUGAUUUGGGCUAGCAUGAGUAAAACUUGUAAUAAAAAAGAGACAAGGUAAUGGUAAAGUGUUUUUGUGUAUGCAUUCUUUUAGGGUUAUGUUUUAGUCUUUGGACCCUGAUUAGAGACAGUUUACACCCUAGACAUGAGAGAGAAUGGGUUUGGGAAAAACAGUCCUCCCAGACUCUCCACAGAUGCUUUGGAGAAAGAGAAAAACUUUCAGAGCUCUCCUGGGAACAGAAGAAAGGUAGGAGAUGUCCUGCCUCUCUGCUGGCUCCUAUUAGAGAAAUGCUUAUUUCUGGUUCUGAACUCCAUAGAUAAGAUAUCUGAGUCCUUUCAGUGGGACACCAUCUAGUUUUUUCCCUCUAUGUCUAUUGUCUGUCCUUGGUGCACCAAGCUGUCCAUGUCUGUCAGUUUAUGUCUGUGGUUUUUGUUUCUCAUUGUUUAAAUGUUUUAUGUUUCAUGUUCAAAAGAAAAAAUGGUAAAAACUUUAUCUGUCGGUCAUUCACACCUUGAUUUGGUCUUAACUCGUUUCUGAAAAGAGAACAAAUGAAUAAAAAGCAGUUUCAAUCGGCCUUUGGAGCCCUGUACCUGCAGCAAAGAGCCUAGGUCAGCUGGAGAAGCUGCCCGGGGGCGGAGCAUCUGCAGGAGCUGAUCUUAAAGGUGCCAGCAGCUCCUCAGCUUCUUGGUAUGGGAGCUGAUGUCUGUUUCUCUUAGAAAAAUCCCUGACUUGUUAUUAGACUUAGCAGGUGACAAGGUGUUUCUUUUAAAAUCACAGCUAGAAAAGCAAAAAUGGUGCUUGGUCUAAAUAUUAAAGACAUGUGUUAACCACUUCAAUUUUGUUUCUGACUGGUUUUAAAUGUAUAAAUAUGUUCUACAUGCCUUGGUCAUAGAUUAUUGGCCUUUAAGUUAUUGGAUAUGGUUAAAAAAUUAUAACAUCUAUAACAAGAAGUUGACAUAAAACUGAUAAUUUAUAUAGAGUCAUUCUAGACAAUAUGUGACAUGAGCCGACCUAGAGAAACAGGUCUAAAUUGAGAUAAUAUUUUUAUAGAACUCUUAUCCUAGAAGCCAGGCACCCCCAAAUUACAGAAUGUAAAAUUGUGUUGGAAGUUUUUAAAAGAUUUCAUGAUUCUUUCAAUUUAAUUUCUGAUUCUGCUUAUGUAGUUAACGCUGUGCGCUCACUUGAAAUUACAGGGCCAAUUAGGUUGACUAGUACUAUAUGUCAAAUUCUUUUAGAAUUACAAAAAUUAAUUUGGACCAAGAAAAAAUAAGUUUUUCAUACAACAUAUUCGAGCUCAUACUAAUUUGUCUGGUCCCAUGGCCAGUAAUAACGCUUUGGUGGAUGCUAGUACUCGCAGAGAAUUUAUUUUUCAUGCAGCUCCAGUUGAUCUUGCUAGAGAAUUUCAUCAAAACUUUCAUGUUCCUGCUUUCACUCUUCAACAAAAAUUUAAAAUUAAAAGCUACAGCUCGUGAUGUAGUAUUACGUUGCCAGAAUUGUGUUCAGUUUCACCACCCUCCUCAGGUGGGAGUUAACCCUCGUGGUCUGAUUCCACUAAAACUCUGGCAGAUGGAUGUCACACACAUAUCUCAAUUUGGAAAUUUAAAAUAUACACAUGUUUCUGUUGAUACCUGUUCUGGCAUUAUACAUGCCACUCUGAUGACUGGUGAAAAGGCUCCUAAUGCCAUUAGUCAUUGCUUAGAGGCGUGGACAGUCUGGGGAAAGCCUGACAGCCUCAAGACAGACAACGGACCUGCCUACACUACAAAGUCUUUUCAGACAUUUUGCCAAACAAUACAGGUCAAACAUAUACAGGAUUGCCAUACAAUCCCCAAGGUCAAGGAAUUGUAGAAAGAGCACAUCGUACUUUAAAAGAGCUCUUACAAAAACAAAAAGGGGAAAUUGCCUAUGGCAAAACACCAAGAGAACAGUUGUCUUUAGCUCUUUUUACUCUAAAUUUCUUAAUUUUGGAUAUGCAUGGCCGCUCUGCUGCGGAUCGCCAUGCUGCUACUCAACCUAUGACUAAUCAAAUACAGACAGCUGAGACUAUCAAUCAGAUUGUAGACAGAACCGCAGUGGCAUUAGAGAUACAAGAAGAAUUUAAUGCCCACUUGGCAUCUGGCUUUCUAUUAGCUAACCAACGAAUAGAUUUGAUUCAAGAACAAAUUGAGGCAUUAUAUCAUAUGACGCAGCUGUCCUGCGUUUUCUCCUUUAGAGGCUUAUGUGUUACUCCAUUGAAAGCUAACUUUUCUCAGUAUUCUCAACAGAGCAAAGAAAUCUCUAAUUAUUUGAAAGGAAACUGGUCCAUGGGAGCGGAACAAUUAUCGAGACAACUGCUGAUGCAGAUUGCUGUCUUUAACAAAACCAGAAUGGAACCCAUCUCGAUUGGGGAUUUCACCUCGUGGAUCACCAAUGCUUUCUCAUUUUUCAAAGAAUGGGCCGGCAUGUUUGCCUGGGGGGCCAUUGUCCUCUUGGGAUGUGGAGUAUGCCUAUGGCUUUUUUGCCGUUUAAAAUGAGAACAUGCUAGACACAAAGCGAUUGUUUACCAGGCUAUGGCGGCCAUUGAGAGCGGUGCUUCUCCCAGUGUGUGGCUGGCCUCUCUAAAAGAUUGAGAGUUCGCCCUAGAUCAUAUUUUGUCACUGUCAUGUGAAGUCAUUGUAUCCAGAGACGGGCAACUUUCCUCAGGCUCGGACCAACCUAAGACAGGAGCCCGGUGGCGAUAGGGUUAAUUUCCAGUGACGGGUAAGGCCGAGUUUUUAGAGAGGAACGACCUAAGACAGGAGCAAUGACGUGUAUUGACGUGACACCCAGAUCUAGACCAGUCAUAGACAGAGGUGGCCUUGUCCUGUUUGAACAUUCGGGCUGGUCCUAUGCCCCUCUGCUCUGCUUCUCCCCUAAUAUUAAACACACACGUAUAGCCCAGGACGGUGUGUUGUACAUUUCAGUCAUCUCUAGCCAUUGGGGUGCAGUCCUAACUGCAGGAGUGGCUCGUCAUGGCCGGGCUGGGCACUCUGUGAGGCAUGUCUGAUCACUCUCAGACCACUACCUCCACCUAAUGGACUCAUCUUUUAAUAAAACAAAAAAGAGGGAGAUGUUGGGAGCAUUUAUCUAUAGCACUGACAUCUAGUGGUCGCUUGUAUUACUACCACCUUUAGCUUUCUUCUGACAUCUUUACUAGGUCAUAGUUGAUAAGCAUGUUAAUAAGAUGUCUUUACUCCACCAAUCCCCCGAGGACAAGUCCUUAGCCAUGCUGUCUGUUUUGUACUUAAGGCAAGUGCCUUUGUUCCCCGGGGUCCCCGUACUAUCAAUUAGGUGUUCCUGCAAUAAAGGCUGAUUGAGAAGGA